Molecule: messenger RNA, 3093 nt
Organism: Caenorhabditis sp. 36 PRJEB53466
Lineage: Eukaryota; Metazoa; Nematoda; Chromadorea; Rhabditida; Rhabditidae
Source: the annotation of a GenBank genome assembly
AUGAGGACGCAUUUUCUCUUGCUUUCUAUAUUAUCCAUUUCGGAAAUUCAAGCCAAAGCGCCUCGGCACAAGAAUAACGGACCGCGCGGCUCAUCCGACGAGUUCGACAAACAAUUAGCCGGCCUUUUCAGCAAAACCAACGGUUUGUCGUCGCUUUUCCUGGUUGCGAAACGUCUCUCGGUUGCGAAAACAUCGAUAAGUGUAACAAAAGCGCAAUUACAGACCAGAGAUGUUGGGAAUUCCGUGUUCCGUGUUCCGCGUUUUUUUGCAAUAUUUUUUCCGUGUUCCGUGUUCCGUAAAAAAAAAAAUUUCCGUGUUACGUAGAAAUAAGUUUUUUUUCCGUUUUCCGUGUUCCGUGUUCCGUAUAAACUAUAUUUUCCGCGCGAAAAUUCGAUCACAAAUUUUAUUUUUUUCAUUAUUAUUUUGAUAAGGACAAUUGACGUUUUGUGGUCAAAAUUUGAAAAUUUUCGGAUUCGGACCAUAUUCGUGAAAAGUGGAUUCCAUUUUCAGUCGUUUUUUACUGUAGUUGUUUACUGUUGUGUUGUUGGUUUUGUUAUUUUUUAUGAAAUUUUCAGUAAAACUUUCACAUGAGUCAAACAGCUGCCUUGUCAGUCAGAUAAUCGAAUUAAACAAAACAUUAUCAAAAAAAAAUCUUUUUUUUUUCCGUUUUCCGUGUUCCGUGUUCCGUAGAAAUAAGUUUUUUCCGUUUUCCGUGUUCCGUGUUCCGUAAAAAUUUCCGUGUUCCGUGUUCCGUAAAAAAAAAUUUUCCGUUUUCCGUGUUCCGUGUUCCGUAGAAAUAAGUUUUUUCCGUUUUCCGUGUUCCGUGUUCCGUAAAAAAAUUUCCGUGUUCCGUGUUCCGUAAAAAAAAAAUUUUCCGUUUUCCGUGUUCCGUGUUCCGUAGAGUAAGAUUUUUAUUCCCAACAUCACUGUUGCAGACGAGUGCCCGCAAGGCUUCCCGACAAAAUGCAAAUCGACGUGCGGUUGCCUCGAAAUCGCCGUCGGCUCCCGGUGGAUUAAAGCGAAUUUCGAGAAUCCGAUUGCUUCGAUUACAGACGAAAAAUUUGUGAAGCCCAAUGUGAAGUGGACCGAUGAAUGCACUCCGGUGCUCGACGGUUGCCCGCCGAAAACCAGCGAACACACUUUGGCCUACAAUAUCGAAUCGGGAAUGGUGGAGAACAAAGGAGCGACGGUACUGAGGCCCCAGAGCUUUUUUCCAAUGAGAACUUGACAUCGAGUACUUGAUUUUUGUGCUUGACCACUUUUUACUACGACCAAUUCCUCGGCUACUGUGGCGCUUGGAAGUUGGGAAUGAAAAGCAACUUCUGAGCACUACAGCACCUCGGGGAGUGGUCGUAUGAAAAAGUGGUCAACUACAAAAAUAAAGUUCACACUUUUAACUUGAUUUUUGCUGUUGACAACUUUUUAGUACAACCACUCGCCGGGCUACUGUAGCGCUUUGAAAUCAACACUACCAGUUCCAACUUGCAGUUCCAACAAGUGGCCAUCUACACUUGUUCCGACUCGAACGAAUGGGUCUCCUGGGAUAACCAACGGAUCCUGUACACGUGUUUGGAGAAAUAAAUGUGUUUUUUUUGUUCGCGCGCGUUUUCGUUUAUCAAAACUAGACUGAAGUUGCACUUUUUCGCCAGAACACUAGCCGAUCAACGCAUAGGAAUUGCAAAUUUCGAAUUUCGAAAUUCAAAUGUCAGAUAUGAUAAUUGAGCAAAAAAACACAAGCCACUGUCGAGUAUAAAAGUGAAAUUUUUGAAUGAAAAUGUUCAGUGUGAGUGUGAGGUUUGCGAUGAAACCGUUCGUGUUUGCGGUCCUGGCCAUACUUUUUAUUAGUGUGGAGGCCGGAUGUCUGCAGUCUCAGGGAUCAACGACGGGAGCCGUAACUGCUCAAAGUACAGGUACAGCUAUUGUAGGAUAACAAAAAUGUGGACGCAUACAGCCUCUACGAGACCUUCUUCCACAUCGACAAUAUCUGCGACGAGAAGUUCAUCGUCUGUCUCGACCGCGGCGCCGACAACAACAACAACAACAAUAUCAACUUCGAGCACCACACCACUCUGUACUUUUGGCCCACUUGCAAUGAUCCGAUCGGACCCAAACUUUGACGGAUUGUUGGACUUGGAUUGAGGGCCGCUGGGCCCAAGUUUCAGGCCGAUCGGAUCCGGAAGUCCGGGCUUUUUUGGAAAACAUCGCAAGAAGAACCCGAAAAUUUUUUUUAUCUUUUUUAGAAAAUUUUUUCAUGGAAUGUGAUCAACUGACAAAAUGUAGAGCAAAGUGAACUCUGCGCGUAGAAAAAUAAUUGUGAAUUUAGCGAUUCAUACAAAAAAGUUAUACUCGAGUUGUUGCGUGAAAAAAGGCCAAACGCAACAACUCGAAUAUAACUUUUUUGUAUGAAUCGCAAAAAUUCACAAUUAUUUUUCUAUGCGCAGAGUUCUCUUUGCUCUACAUUUCGUCAGUUGAUCACAUUUCAUGAAAAAAUUUUCUAAAAAAGAUAAAAAUUAAAGUCGGCACAUCUCCGGACCAGAGGAUCCGAUCGGGCUGAAACCUGGUCCCAACCGCCCUAAAUCCAAGUCCAAUAAUCCGGCAAAGUUCGGCUCCGAUCGGAUCAUAUUGCAAGUGGUCCCAGAGUCCAAAAAAAAAAAAGCGAUGGGAACGCGAUGAGAUCGUUUGGUUGCAGCGUGUUCGAACGGAUAUCCGCUCGACGAGUGCGAUGCGACAUGCGGAUGUCCGAGGUACACAAUCGACUCGGCUUACAUAAAAGCGAUGGGCUACGCGUUUGGCGACGACGUCUACAGAAGCCCGGUGUUGACGUGGACCAAUUGCACUCCGACACCGCAAAAUUGUACGGAGCGCGGAGAAGGCGCGUUCAAAAUUCAGGUGCUCGACGCAAAAUCCGGUCCGCUUUGGCCGUUUGUGAGUGGCUCAUUUUGCGACAUUUUUUGCGACAUAAGCGACAUUUUUUAGUAUGGAGACAAGCAAAUUGAGAACACGUGCCAGCACGACACAAAAAUGUGGAGCAACGAGGGGAAUGGAGCGUAUUACUUCACUUGCACGUCCGCCAAUCCGAAUGCAACGAAGUAG